AUGACCAUUAAAGAUGACAGUUCCCAGCUCUCCGAGACACCAGCGUUAGGCGGUACUCCUGUUAACAAAGAAAUCACCACAACAGAUGACGUGGAAGGGCAGAAAGUCACAAAGCGAAAGAAAGGGAACGCGCAGCAUCAAGAGUCUUCCGAUCCAAGAGAACAAAAACUGAUGCAUUGGAGAAAUAGCAUUUAUGCGGUCGGUCGCGUGAAUAUUGACUGGAAGGAUGAAAAUCCAUUCCUCAGUCAUCCACCCGGACACAAGCGCAAUGAUAAUGUGGCUUGGUCAGGUGUCGUUUGUGGCUCUUGUCUGACGUGUGUGGGACGAAUUGGAAACAUGGCUGUGUUCUAUAGCACGAUGGAAGAAUACGAAGCAGUUGAAAAGAGCGAGGGGAGAGAAGACAGAGUGGUAAAGAGGAAACGACCUCGGCCAGUUUGCAUGGUCGGACCUUACUGGCCGGUCAAUCUCUGUCUGACCUGGCCACUGAUACUGGGAAUAUCUGGUUGGACACUCUUCACCAAGGUUAUUUAUCAGAACUUUGUUAUCAUUAUCACCUGGAGUUUAUGCACCUUUGCUCUGUGCGCCUCCUUGCUAUUGGUAUCCUGUACCAACCCAGGAAUUCUUUAUCGACACGAAGAAGCGCCUCCGGGAGAAGAAGGAAGUUGGCAAUGGAAUGAUCAAGCGAGGACAUAUCGGCCAUCAAAUGCUCGUUUUGAUACGGAGUGUCAAGUGGUUAUUGAAGAAUUUGAUCAUACUUGUCCUUGGACUGGAACAGGAAUUGGAGGCGGUAACAUGAAGCACUUCAAAUCCUUUGUCUUUAUGGUUCCAGUGUGCAUCAUUUACACUGUUGUCCUGCACAUGGGUUUUACGUAA
Molecule: messenger RNA, 873 nt
Organism: Cylindrotheca closterium
Lineage: Eukaryota; Bacillariophyta; Bacillariophyceae; Bacillariales; Bacillariaceae
Source: the annotation of a GenBank genome assembly